GAAUUUUGGCGUUCAGAUACACUACAUCAGUUUCAUCCACCUACCAAGUCAAGGAGGUAAGGGGGAAUUCAGAAAUGCUGAAAGUGCCAGAUGACAUUGUCAUGGAACAGGAGGACUCUGCUUCUCAAAAUGGAGAAACAACAAGUUGGGAUAUCAAUGACGUCAAACUUCCCCAGGAUGUGAAACAAAGAGAUUGGUUUCAAGAAUGGCCAGAUUCCUAUGUAAAGCAUAUCUAUAGCUCGGAUGAUAAAAAUGCUCAGCGGCACCACAGUAGUUGGGCAAUGAGAAACACCAACAAUCACAACUCCCGUAUCUUAAAAAAGUCCUGUCUCGGUGUGGUGGUUUGCAGCAAUGAAUGCUCAACUCCUGAUGGGAGGAAGAUCUAUUUGAGACCAGCCAUAUGUGAUAAAGCUAGGCAAAAACAGCAGAGGAAAUGCUGUCCAAACUGCAAUGGGCCUUUGAAGCUUAUUUCUUGUCGAGGUCAUGGUGGUUAUCCUGUCACUAACUUCUGGAGGCAUGAAGGACCAUUCAUAUUUUUUCAGUCCAAAGGAGCACAUGAUCAUCCAAGACCAGAAACCAAGCUAGAAGCAGAAGCAAGAAGAUCACUCCAAAAAGCACUUACAGUUGUUUCCCCCACUUCUCCAAGACUAAAAAAAAUUCGGGAGCCUGAGUCUUUGGCAGAUGACAUUCAGAGUCAAGAAGCUCUGACUUUACAUCUUUCCAGUCAGGAAGACUAUAUAUCACCCAGUAAUUUCAACAGACACUUACUAGACAAACCCCCGCAAGAGCACAUGCUAAGUACCAGUUUGUCUCUUGCAAAAAACUAUGGCUUUGGAAGCUCCCCAUAUCUUACCGAGCACACACAGGUUACAAGAUCUAACACACUCUAUGACAAGUACAAAGACAUUGGCAGUGGAGGAUGUGAUACUGGAAGCCAAUCUAGACCUUCUGUCUGUAAUGCAUAUGUUGGCUAUGAAGAGCCACAAAGUUGGAAUAAAAACAGAGUUUUGGGAAGAAAUCCAUGCAAUGAAAAAUGCUGCAAUGACUCUGCUUUGCCUUUGACUGAUUUGCAUCGUGAAAUCCUUUCUUCUCAAAACUGUAUUGAAUCCACUCUACAGCAUGUUCCUACUGUACCAAAUACAACAAAGGCUGGCUACUACCCCUUCAGGCCUAAUAUAGGCCUAUGUGGAGAGGAUUUUUAUGAAGGAAAAUCACACAUGAACUAUAACAGCAGCUACAUCCCUCCCUCCUUGUACCAUCUCUCCCAAGAGGAUCCUUACCUUGUUAUGAACACUGUACAUCAGCAUUCACUGCCCAUGAAAGGAACUGAAUGGGACUCUGAAGAAGAGCAAAAGUACCCCAGUCUGGAUUACUGCAACAAUGAAAUGUUUUUUAAUCUCUGUCCUUUGAGAUGAUCAUAUUUGAGUUUCCUUCCUUCCCUCCGGGGCUGGAUUCUGUACUCCCUGUUCUAAUUUGGAUAGCAUUUUACCUUCACUUUGUGCCCCCUCUGCAUUGGUAUAUUGCAGGAAGUGGGAUGAAGGGGUACAGCUCCCUUGUACAUCUUUGUACACCAGGGCAGGGGAACCAAAACAUAGUUCAGUUUAUCCCCUACUCCACUGGGGGACAAUCUCUUGGGCAGACAUGCCACAAAUUUGCCUCACAUCUCUAAGUGCUGUUCCAAUCCCCUUCCCCUGCCAAAGCAGAUUUCUGCCCCUGUCCUGUGACACUCCAAUCCCCUUCCCCUGCUUUCUGUCUCUGCCCUGUGAUCCCUGCCUGAUCUUUGCUUUCUUCUUCCUGCCCACUCAACUGCCCUGUUUUCUGCUCCCUGUCCUCUCCCAAGUCUGCUGUGUGCCACACCCAAAGGCUGCCCAAGCCAUAUGUGGCACACAGGUUGGCCACCCCUGCCCUACUUCACCCCUGUGGGUAUGUUACCUACCCAAUUUAUGGACAUUUCCAUGCAGCUUGUCUUACUGAUUCCUCCUAUUGCUUUUAAGCUACUCUUUCUGUCAUUUAAGGCUCUAGCAAGCCCUUUAGUACAUCUUUCCCCUAUUCCAUCCCCUCCCCUGUUCAAACACCCCAGAACUUAGGGGUCUAAACACAGACUUCAUCAUUUCAACCCAUCUCCCCUCCCUAUUCUAAACAAGCAAUUCCCCAAAUGAUAUGUUGUAGUGUGACAUGCAGUAAAGAUUUUAUUGGCAUGAGUCAGGGAGGAGAGUAUUACAAAACAAAUGGUAAUAAAAACUUAAUAGUAC
Alligator sinensis (Chinese alligator) is the source of this 2252-nucleotide messenger RNA. RefSeq names its product glial cells missing homolog 1 (gene GCM1). Lineage: Eukaryota; Metazoa; Chordata; Crocodylia; Alligatoridae. The coding region runs from base 75 to 1415 and encodes 446 amino acids. Gene Ontology annotation, biological process: gliogenesis; regulation of transcription by RNA polymerase II. The record is from RefSeq and is a predicted model, not a curated record. The transcript has 6 exons. Gene Ontology annotation, molecular function: DNA-binding transcription activator activity, RNA polymerase II-specific; RNA polymerase II cis-regulatory region sequence-specific DNA binding. Gene Ontology annotation, cellular component: nucleus.